UCUCUCUCUCUCUGUGAUGGAGAUCGAGGAGCUCGAGCUUACACCUCUGAGACAGCCUUCUCCGGAAAUGAAGCAGAGUUGGGUUCUCAAACCAACUCUCUCCAAGAAAAAGAAGAAACUUUCUGUUGCUUGCAUGUCAAGCAACAUAAGGUUAAUUCUAUGGCUUGGAGGAGUCUUGGCUGUGUCGUCUAUCGUCGUGAUAACACUGUUCAAGACACUCCCCCACCACCAGAGCAUUCCACCACCGCAAGACAAUAGCACCAUCGCACUUCCUAUGGCAUUGAAAUUUUUCAAUGCCCAAAUCUCCGGAAAACUGCCAGAGGGGAAUAACGUGUCUUGGAGGGGAAAUUCUUGCUUGAAAGAUGGGAAUUUUCCCGGGAGUCUUUACCCACAUCUGGCGGGAGGGUACUACGAUGGUGGAGGUUCGAUCAAGACAAGCUUCACCAUGUCUUUCUCAAUGACAAUGUUGAGCUGGAGUGUCAUUGAAUAUGGGUCGAAAUAUGAGGCUUGUGGAGAAAUGGACCACGUCAAAGGGCUCAUUAAAUGGGGAACCGACUACUUCCUCCGCACUUUUAGCAGCAGUUCUGAUACGAUCUAUGAAAUGGUGUAUCAGAUAGGAAUGAAUCAAGGAAGCCAAGUGACUAGUGACCUAUACUGCUGGAUGCGACCAGAAGACAUUGAUUACCAUCAUAGGUCUGUCAAUCUAUGUUACACAGACUGCCCGCAUCUCGCUGCAGAGAUGGCAGCUUCCCUGGCCUCAGCCUCGAUCGUAUUCCGUGACCAAGUCGAGUACUCUGCAACACUUGUUAACAGUGCCAAAGCCGUUUACCUUUACGCCGAGGCUAUGAGCGCCAAGCGGAAAAGCGCAGAUCACUGGGAUGACCUCAUAUGGGGAGGAGCGUGGCUCUACUAUGCCACGGGUGAUAACUCGUAUCUUGCUAAGGUAACCAGUCACGAUCUAGCCAACCGUGCCGGUGCCUUUUCCCAUGGCCCUCGUUAUGGUGUCUUUGGUUGGGACAACAAGCUUGCUGGGACACAGUUGCUUUUCACUCGGUUGAGGCUGUUCUUGAGCCCUCCCUUCCCGUAUGAAGAGAUGCUCAGGGUCUUUCAUGAGCAAACCAGCAUAGUAAUGUGCUCCUACUUGCCGUAUUACACUAAGUUUAACAGAACAAAAGGUGGUUUGAUCCUGCUGAGCGAACCAGAGCCUCUCCAGUAUGCUGCGAAUGCAGCUUUCCUGGCCACUCUGUACAGUGACUACCAAGGCGCUUCUGACGCUCCUGGAUGGUACUGUGGGCCAACUUUCUUCAAAACUGAGAUCCUACGUGACUUUUCGACAUCUCAAGUUGAUUACAUACUAGGGAAAAACCCACACAACAUGAGUUAUGUGGUGGGGUUUGGGCAGAAAUAUCCUAAACAUGUGCACCAUAGGGGAGCCUCGAUCCCGAAGAACAAGAAAGUGACAUGCGAAGGAGGUUUGAAGUGGAAGGAGAGCACGAGCGAGAAUCCAAACACGAUCGAAGGGGCAAUGGUCGCUGGACCAGACAAGAAGGAUGGCUUCCACGACGUACGUGUAAACUACAACUACACACAGGCGACUCUGGUGGGAAAUGCAGGUCUUGUGGCAGCUCUUGUAGCCUCUUCACGAGGAGGUGGAGGAUUUGAUAGAAACACCAUCUUCUCAGCCAUAAAUCCUCUGUCGUUUGCACCGCCGCCUCCAGUACCUGAGACCUGAGAAGAUUUACUCUGUUUUUAUGCUUUUAUUAUUGGACUUGUUUCAAGAUAUUUGUUGUGAUUUUAGCUCAGGUUUGUAUCUCUUCUCUUCUUUACUCUUGAACUCUCUUUUUCUCUGUUUUGUUGUGCAAGACUUGAUUUUACCAAA
Raphanus sativus (radish) is the source of this 1879-nucleotide messenger RNA. Its product is annotated as endoglucanase 21-like. The record is from RefSeq and is a predicted model, not a curated record. The coding region runs from base 17 to 1732 and encodes 571 amino acids. Gene Ontology annotation, biological process: carbohydrate metabolic process. Gene Ontology annotation, molecular function: hydrolase activity, hydrolyzing O-glycosyl compounds. The transcript has 6 exons. NCBI's taxonomy places the organism in Eukaryota, Viridiplantae, Streptophyta, Magnoliopsida, Brassicales, Brassicaceae.